AUGGCGUUUGGAGACAGGAUGCUGGUCCUCAAAAGGUGGACUCCAGAAAUGGACGAAUUCGAUCUCAAUACCAUCUCCUUUUGGAUGCAGAUCUGUGGAAUCCCACUCAUUUUCCUCACCAGGAACGUCAUCAACCACAUUACAAGCACUCUGGGACCUGUCAAAGUUGUUGAUUUCAAUCCAGAAGCUGCUGCUGCUGUCGAGCUCGUGCGAGUGAAGUUCAAGUAUGAGAGGCUUCGUGGAUUCUGUGAAGUGUGUGGAUGCCUAACCCAUGACACAGGGGCUUGUGUUGUCGUUGAGGAUUUGCCAGAAGCGGGAGAUGAUGAUGACAAUGACAACAAUGGAGAUGAUGCCAACGGGGAUGAUGAGGAUCAUCACGUUCACAUUCCAAAUCCGUUCAUGCAACAUCUCAACCAACAUCAGAUGCAAGAUGAUGGUGGCCACAAUGAAGACCACCAAGAACCGGCAGGAGACGAGGCAAUGCCUGAAGAUAUGGAUGAUAUGAGAGCUGCUGACUUUUAUAUGACUCCUUAUGAGUUGGUGCAGCCGAUCAUGAAGCACAAGCACUGA
This is a messenger RNA of Microthlaspi erraticum, 570 nucleotides long. Lineage: Eukaryota; Viridiplantae; Streptophyta; Magnoliopsida; Brassicales; Brassicaceae. The record is from the annotation of a GenBank genome assembly.